AUGGCUCUUGAAGCUCUAACUUCACCAAGAACAGCAACUCCUGCUCUUCACUAUGAAGAUAUGGAUCUCUCUCUUGAAUCCUGGGCGAAGAGAAAGCGUUCAAAACGGCCACGUACUGAAAACCCGCAAACCGAAGAUGAGUAUUUAGCUCUCUGCCUCGUCAUGUUGGCUAAUGGCCGAGCCACCACCACAGCCGCCUUUACCACCACCAACCAAACAGACUCUCCGGCUACCCAAAAUAACUCCUACAAGUGCUCUGUCUGUGAAAGAGCCUUCCCGUCCUACCAGGCUCUUGGUGGCCACAAAGCCAGUCACCGGAAACUCUCUGCCGCAGCCGCAUCAGCCACCGUCUCUGACGACAACAACCCAUCCACCUCCACCACCACCACCGCAGCCGCAGCAGCCACCAGCAUCUCUGCACUCAACCGAAGUGGUAAGACCCACGAGUGCUCCAUCUGUCACAAGUCCUUCCCCAGCGGUCAAGCCCUUGGUGGUCACAAGCGGCGUCACUACGAAGGGAAUGUCGGCGCCUGCAACACUAGCGGAGUCACAUCGUCGGAAGGCGGUGGCUCUAGUCACAGCCACAACCGGGACUUCGACUUGAACUUGCCGGCUUCGCCAAAUCUCUUUAUGGGAUUGAGCGUUGACUGUAAUAGAAAAAGUCAAUUUACCGGUGAACAGGAAGUUGAAAGUCCGAUGCCGGCAAAGAUGCCUCGUUUAUCUUUUCCGGCCGAUCUGGGUUCUUUAGAAAGUCAAUCAGAUUAG
This is a messenger RNA of Ilex paraguariensis (yerba mate), 765 nucleotides long. Lineage: Eukaryota; Viridiplantae; Streptophyta; Magnoliopsida; Aquifoliales; Aquifoliaceae. The record is from the annotation of a GenBank genome assembly.